GCCACGCCCCGCGGUGUGACAGGGGGCGGGGCCGUGCGGGCGGUACCGGGUUGAACGGGCGGUACCGCGUUGUUGAACCGGGCGGUGCCGGGUUGUUGGACCGGGCUGGGCGGGGCCGGGCGGGUCGGGGCGCGGAUCGGCGCCGUUAUGCAGCGGUUCGUGGAGGGGAGCCGGGCGGCGCUGCAGCACCAAAGGAUUGUCACUGAACAGGAGAACAUCCGGCACCACCGUGAGAUCCACGUGGUGAUGGGCAACGAGGCCUGCGACCUGGACUCCACCGUCUCGGCUCUGGCCCUGGCGUAUUUCCUGGCGAAGACAGCCCCGGCGCCCAAAGCCGCCUUCGUCCCGGUGCUGAACAUCCCCCGCGCCGACUUUGCGCUGCGCACGGAGACGACGUUCCUGCUGCGGGAACAGGGCGUCCCCGCCGCCGCCCUCGUCUUUCGGGACGAGAUCGACCUGGGGGGGCUGCACCGCGCCGGGCUGCUGGCCCUGACGCUGGUCGAUCACCACGUCCUGCCCGGCGCUGACGCCGCCCUGGAAGAGGCCGUGGUGGAGGUGCUGGAUCACCGGCCCUUGGAGCGGGACCGGGCGCCCGGCUGCCGGGUGACGGCGGAGCCGGUGGGCUCCUGCGCCACCCUGGUGACCGAGCGCAUCGCGCAGGGUCCCCCGGGCGUGCUGGACGGACCCACGGCCGCGCUGCUGCACGGCACCAUCCUCCUGGACUGCGUCAACCUGAGCCCGGCGGCCGGCAAGGUGACGCCCAGGGACGUGGCGUGCGUGUCCCUGCUCGAGCAGAGGUUCCCCGAGCUGCCCGCCCGUGACACCAUCUUCCAAGCCCUGCAAGCGGCCAAGUUCGACGUCUCAGGGCUGACGACGGAGCAGAUGCUGCGGAAGGACCUCAAGGUCCUGUCCAGCGACGAGCUGCUCCUCGCCGUCAGCGCCAUCUACGUGGACCUGGAGACGUUCCUGCGCCGGCCCGGCUUGCUGCCGGAGCUGGAGGGGUUCUGCCGGGCUCGGGGCUACGCGGGGCUGGUGGCCAUGACCAUCUCUUUUAACGAGCGGAACGAGCCCGCGCGGCAGCUUGCCGUCUACAGCCAGCGAGAGACCCUCCGCAGCGCCGUGUGCCGGGCGCUGGAGGAGGAGACGUCGCCAUCCCUGCAGCUCCAGCCCCUGGCGAGCCCCUGGCCCUGCGUGGCCACCUACGCGCAGGGCAACGCGCUGGCGUCGCGCAAGAAGGUGCUGCCGGUCCUGCGGGCAGCCCUGGGGGGGCCGGGGCCCGCGGGGGGGCCGGAGGACGAGGUGGUCCCGCCGCCCACCCCCAUGAACAGCCUGGUGGAGGAAUGUCCCCUGGCACAGGCCGUGCCGCCCCUCUGUCCCCAGGAUGUCCUGGAGAGGGUCAGCCGCAUCGCCGCGGGGCAGCCCCCCGGCUCCCCUAAAUGAGGGUUCUGGGGUGCACAAAAGGACGGGGGGUUCCCUGGGCAUGGGGGGGCUGCAGCCGCCUUCGUUAGAGCUCAGCUCUAAGGGAGAUGGGUCUUUGGUGCAAUUAGCCCCCCAACGGGCUUCCCCAAUGGCCCCGAGGGGUUUGGUCUCCCAGGUGGGUUUUUGGGGGGCCAGGACAGCACCCACUUAAUGGGGUGGUUAACGAGUUCUUGCCGUUGUCCCUCCCUCUGGGGGCUGUGGGGUCCCUGGGCGGGGGUCCAGACCCACACCAGCCCCGGGCUGUCACCCGCCUGCUCCGAGGAUUAAACUUCCCUCAUUUCUUCCA
Columba livia (rock pigeon) is the source of this 1765-nucleotide messenger RNA. RefSeq names its product prune exopolyphosphatase 1 (gene PRUNE1). Gene Ontology annotation, cellular component: cytoplasm. The transcript is spliced from 9 exons. The coding region runs from base 148 to 1440 and encodes 430 amino acids. Gene Ontology annotation, molecular function: exopolyphosphatase activity. The record is from RefSeq and is a predicted model, not a curated record. Lineage: Eukaryota; Metazoa; Chordata; Aves; Columbiformes; Columbidae.